Scylla paramamosain (green mud crab) is the source of this 1842-nucleotide messenger RNA. It is a transcript of the gene 7B2, whose product is annotated as neuroendocrine protein 7B2-like. Bases 254 to 1084 code for a protein of 276 amino acids. Gene Ontology annotation, biological process: neuropeptide signaling pathway; regulation of hormone secretion. Gene Ontology annotation, molecular function: enzyme regulator activity. NCBI's taxonomy places the organism in Eukaryota, Metazoa, Arthropoda, Malacostraca, Decapoda, Portunidae. The record is from RefSeq and is a predicted model, not a curated record. Gene Ontology annotation, cellular component: secretory granule. The transcript is spliced from 8 exons.
GCCACCAGCAAGCGUGCGCAGGAACCACCAAGCAAGCUUAAUGUUCUCCUUAAUGAUCUAUAACUUGACGUGCAAAUCACCUUCAGGUACUGACGAUAAGCGGUAAAAAUUAUAAGGUUAUGUUUGCGUCACGCAGACUGGAGAAGCAAAGCACUAGUGAAUUGUUUAUUUGACGAUACCUGGCAGUGACGAGCCGUAGAAUCGUCGGCCAUAUUGUACAGAGCCAGUGAGCCUCCCACCUGCUGAUAUCACGAUGAUGGCGGCGGUCAGUGUGGCGGUGCUCGGCUCCCUCCUCUCCUCCCUCGCGGGCGCCUCCUUUGUGGAUUCUGCUGCCGGAGGAGCACCCGUGGACUUCUCCGAUGCCUUCCUGCGGGAGAUGGUGGCCAAGAUGGGCAGCGGCAUGGCCGACCCCGCCAAGGACUACCUGGACGUGCCUUCCCAAGGCCUGCGAUCACUGGCAGAAGGCAUUUCCCCCAGAGCCAUGAAGGACAUGCCCGACAUAUCCCUUCCCCUGGAUUACGACGCCCUGGAACACAGCCCCUCCAUCCGGGACCAAGAGUAUCUGUCUCACUCCUCUUUGCUCGGCAGCAUCCUCGGUAACUAUGAAGAGAAACUGAAGCAACGACCAAACCAGAAUGGAGUGAAGGGCACCAGUGGAAGCAGCAGCGGCAGCACCUCCAGCACCAGCAGUGGUAGCAGCAGCAGCAGUGAGGGCGUCCUUCCUGCUUACUGCAACCCACCUAACCCCUGCCCCCUCGGCUACACAGCCAGCGACGGGUGCCUGGAGGACUUUGAGAACACAGCCGCCUUCUCCCGAGACUACCAGGCUGUGCAGGAUUGUAUGUGCGACACGGAGCACAUGUUCGAGUGCACAGAUUCCACGCAGGACUCCGAGAUCACAGCCCUGGCGCGAUCUAUACAGAACGAGGGUGUCCUGGACUCCACGCUGGACACCAUCAUGAACGACCUGACUGAUGAGAACCGUCGCCUAGUUGCCAAGAAAUUCCACCAAAAGAAGAGCGUUAACCCAUACCUGCUGGGGGAGAAGCUUCCCAUCGCCGCCAAGAAGGGAGGCGUGCUGUAAGGCCCACCACCCCCAGGCGGACAGGUACUAGACCUCACAGAGUCGACAAUGAUGUCACUGAACUAACACUUUGCCAGGUUCCUGCUUCAGUAACGCUCCCGCCUCUCAUCCUGACUUGGAGGUGCCGCACCCAGCCCCGCUCCCCGCGCCGCCCAGCACCCAGCAGGCCUCGGGUCACACUUUCUGUCACUACACACCUGGGCAAUAAGCAAGGGCCAAGUGUUCAGCCCUCCACGAUACCAUCUUCAUAUACUGUCAAGAUUACAAUUUGUAUGGGAGAAUGUAAUCAAGACGACGAUGGCGCAUUUUGGUAUAUGUACUACACUGCAUGCAUAUAAACACGCACGCACAUGCUGUUACUACUACUACUACUACUAUUACUACUACUACUACUAAUACUGCUACUACUACUACUACUACUAUUACUACUACUACUACUACUACUACUACUCCUACCACCACUACUAGUAUUACCUAUACUAUUUCCACACCUUCCAGUGUUGUCUAGUGAGGAGGUGUGAUAAGCACCGCCCACGAACACUGGUGAGGGCGGCGAGCGUUGCUGACAGGAGAGGGAUUACGGCGUUUCCCCACGCUGUGGUCCCCUACACAAUAACAGAAUAAAAUAUGAUAAAAAAAAAAUACUUAUAACUUUAAUAAGUAAAAAAAAAAAAAAAGUUUUCAAGGAGAUCUGGAUUUCCUUGGAAGAGGGCUGCGGCCACACAUCAGGGACAGUCGCGUCCCCCCACCACCCACCC